This is a messenger RNA of Enterobius vermicularis (human pinworm), 480 nucleotides long. The record is from the annotation of a GenBank genome assembly. Lineage: Eukaryota; Metazoa; Nematoda; Chromadorea; Rhabditida; Oxyuridae.
AUGAAUACAUGUUUUCAGAUAAUUGGCCUAGAAGGAAUUCCUGUUUAUACCUAUUUUCGAGUGAAUAAUGAAAAGUGGAAAUUUGGUGAAAUUUUAUGUGACUUAUGGUUAAUGAUUGACUAUGUCGUAUGCCUUGCAUCAAUUUAUACUGUUCUUGGAAUAACAGUAGACAGAUACUGUUCCGUAAAGCAUGCUGCAGCUUACCGGAACUGGAGAACACCGCGGAAAAUAAUAACAAUUAUUGCAAUAGUAUGGCUGGUCAGUAAAUCUAUUUUUCGUUUACUUUUGAUCAAUCUUUUUCAAAAUUCUGGUCACGCCUUAAAUUAUGCUUUCAGUAACAGAUCUAAGAAGCUAGUAAAAUUGCUAAACAUGGGCAUGUAUAUAUUUUAUUAUUGGUCAACUUUAUUUGUUAUGCUCUACCUCUACUCUGGAAUCUAUCGAGCUGCAAAAUUAUUGGCUGCUAAAAGUGAAGAGGUUUGA